AUGGAGGUUGGAGAAAAGUGUUUUCCUAAACAAAGGCAAGUCCUGAUUCUCUUUCUUGUGUUGGGAGUGGCUCUGGCAGGCUGGGAAUCCCGUCGCUAUUCCGUGAUGGAGGAAAUAGAGAGUGGCUCCUUUGUGGCCAAUCUGGCCAAGGACCUGGGGCUGAGAGUUGGGGAGCUAGCAGCCCGGGGAGCCCGUGUGGUCUCUGAGGAUAACGAACCCCGCUUGCAGCUUGAUCUGCAGACCGGGGAAUUGAUAUUGAAUGAGAAACUGGAUCGGGAGGAGAUGUGCGGUUCUACAGAUCCAUGUGUAAUGCAUUUCCAAGUGUUACUGAAAAAACCAUUGGGAGUAUUUCGAGCUGAGCUACUGGUGAGAGACAUAAAUGAUCAUUCUCCUGAGUUUCCUGAAAGAGAAAUGACUCUGAAAAUCUUAGAGACUAGCCCUCCUGGGACCACAUUUCCUCUGAAAAAAGCCCAGGACUUGGACGUGGGCAACAACAAUAUCCAAAAUUACAGUAUCAGUUCCAACUCUCAUUUCCAUGUUUCUACCCGUACCCGGGGGGAUGGCAGGAUAUACCCAGAGCUGGUACUAGACAAAGAGCUGGAUCGAGAGAAGCAGCCAGAACUCAGCUUAACCCUCACAGCGCUGGAUGGCGGCUCUCCACCCCGGUCUGGCACUGCCCAAGUUCGAAUCUUGGUCUUGGACGUCAAUGACAAUGCCCCUAAGUUUCUACAGACACUCUACCAGGUGCAGGUUCCUGAAAACAGCCCUGUAGGCAUGCUAGUAGUCAAAGUCUCUGCUAGAGAUUUAGACACUGGGACAAAUGGGGAAAUAUCAUACUCUUAUUUUUAUAGUUCCCAAGAAAUAAGUACAACUUUUGAACUAAACAACCUUUCAGGAGAAGUUCGACUACUUAAAACACUAGAUUUUGAGACAACAUCAUCAUAUGAGCUGGAAAUAGAUGCGACUGAUGGUGGGGGACUUUCUGGAAGAUGUUCUGUCUCCAUUGAGGUGGUGGAUGUUAACGAUAACUUCCCAGAACUAACUAUUUCAUCACUCACCAGCCCCAUUCCUGAAAAUUCUCCGGAGACAGAAGUUGCCCUGUUUAGAAUUCGAGACCGAGACUCGGGGGACAACGGAAGGAUGACUUGUACCAUCCAGGAUGAUCUCCCCUUCCUCCUGAAACCAUCAGAGGAGAAUUUCUAUACCCUGGUAACAAAUGGGGCGCUAGACAGAGAGACAAGAGCCCAGUACAACAUCACCAUCACCGUCACUGACUUGGGGACCCCCAGACUGAAAACGCAGCACAAUAUAACCGUGACGGUCUCCGACGUCAACGACAACGCCCCCGCCUUCAGCCAAACCACCUACACCCUGCGGGUCCGUGAGAACAACAGCCCCGCGCUGCACAUCGGCAGCGUCAGCGCCACUGACAGCGACGCGGGCGCCAACGCCCAGGUCACCUACUCGCUGCUGCCGCCCCAGGACCCGCAGCUGCCCCUGGCCUCCCUGGUGUCCAUCAACGCGGACAACGGGCAGCUGUUCGCGCUCAGGUCCCUGGAUUACGAGGCGCUGCAGGCCUACCUGGUCAUCGCCUUGGCGUCCGUGUCGUCGCUCUUCCUGUUCUCGGUGCUGGUGUUCGUGGCGGUGCGGCUGUGCAGGCGGAGCCGGGCGGCGUCGGCGGGCCGCUGCCCGGUGCCCGAGGGCCACUUUCCGGGCCACCUGGUGGACGUCAGCGGCACGGGGACGCUGUCCCAGAGCUACCAGUAUGAGGUGUGUUUGGCGGGAGACUCAGGGACCAAUGAGUUCAAGUUCUUGAAGCCCAUCUUCCCCAGUAUUCUAAACCAGGACCUUGGGAGGAAGUCAGAGUUGGGCACGGCACCUGAAGUUAGAGAGCCCUUGCAAUGAAGAAAAUGAAAGCUAAGGAUAAUGAUGGUUAUGUUGGUUUGUGUUAUAUGAGGCUUAGAACCACGUUUUUAAGAAUUCUAUAUGGUUCUAAGUUAGAAGUGGACAAGAAGAACUUGCACAAGAUUUGGAAUGCAACAUGAAGAAGCUGUUAAUCUUGAAAGGGUGUGGAAGUAGCAGAUUGACAGAUUCAGAACCAUUUAGAAGUUUCAAACUUAAAGGUUGACUUCCUGACUAUUUACUUUAUUGAACAUCAGCCCUGAGCCAAUCAUUAAGCACUUAACAUCAGUUCCCUCAGAGGUGGCAGAUUCCACAAACCUCUCCAUGAGCUCACCCUUCAUAGUCCUAAUUUGGUGGCUAGAAAUGCACAGCUGUUUGAAUUUCCUUAUGUACUCAUACCUGCUUACUUUUACUGCUCUUUCAGGAUAUCAUGAUACAAAACUUUUCCAAUACUCUCCCUUUUCUCUAUAUUGUAAAAGAUGUAAUUUUUGUGGUGAGCACAUAGUUCAAAAAUAAACUUAAACAAAUUAGUAACUUUGUUCCUCAUUUGUAUUAAGUGGCCACAUUAUCCCUGUACUGCCUAUUUCUGGACGUUUUCAGUAGAGAAAUAAGCACCUUCCUGAUUUGUGGGUCAUGUCAUGAGAGUUUUACAUUACUCAAAACUAAUAAAAUCCUAAAUGAUAAA
Molecule: messenger RNA, 2587 nt
Organism: Suricata suricatta (meerkat)
Lineage: Eukaryota; Metazoa; Chordata; Mammalia; Carnivora; Herpestidae
Product: protocadherin beta-15-like
Exons: 3
Coding region: 1-1905 (634 amino acids)
Biological process (GO): homophilic cell-cell adhesion
Cellular component (GO): plasma membrane
Molecular function (GO): calcium ion binding
Source: RefSeq, a predicted model, not a curated record